Molecule: messenger RNA, 2455 nt
Organism: Gadus chalcogrammus (walleye pollock)
Lineage: Eukaryota; Metazoa; Chordata; Actinopteri; Gadiformes; Gadidae
Gene: ptges
Product: prostaglandin E synthase
Exons: 3
Coding region: 213-800 (195 amino acids)
Biological process (GO): prostaglandin biosynthetic process
Cellular component (GO): membrane
Molecular function (GO): prostaglandin-E synthase activity
Source: RefSeq, a predicted model, not a curated record
GGCCAUGUUUUAGUCCUGAUCGCAGCGACCCGGGUUAGAGUCCUGCUUGUAGUCCUUUGAUGCAUGUCCUCCCCUCUCUCUCCAAUACUUUCCUGUCUAUCUCACUCUAUCAUAAAGCAUAACAAUUUAACAAAUUAAUAAAAAUAAACGUGAUAUAAAAGAUUCAGGUGAAAGCGUAAUUCCAGGCAGGGGUCACCAACAAAUUCAAUAGUAUGUCUCAUAAUGGGGGAGGCCCCUUGUGCGUCAUAGCCUUUAAAGCCCGGAGGUCCUCAGCUCACUCUCACUCUCACGCUCACUCUCGAACUGCGGAAACUUUUCUCAUUCUCCACGAACGGUCGGACUUCACACACAUCACCACCAUGCUGAGGAGUGACGUGUUCUCCUGUUUCGUGUUCUACGCUGUGCUUCUCAUUUUAAAGAUGUACCUUUUAGCGAUCCUGACAGGACAGCUCCGGCUCCGGAAAAAGGCUUUUGCGAACCCAGAAGACGCGGUGAGACAUGGUGGUCUUGAGUUCUUCAGAGAGGACCCAGACGUGGAGCGCUGCAGAAGAGCUCACCUCAACGACCUGGAGAACAUCCUCCCCUUCCUCUUCCUGGGUGCUGUCUACUCCCUGACCGGACCGUCACUUCCUGUGGCGCGACUCCACUUCCUGGUCUUCCUGCUGUGCCGUGUGCUGCACAGUGCGGCCUACCUGUUGGCGUUGACCCCUCCCACCCGCUCUGUGGCGUACGUCCUGGGCCAGGUGCCUUGCGUGUCCAUGGCGCUGCAGGUGCUGGUGGCGGUGGUCCCGUACGCCUGACGCACUCCGCUCCCCUCGUGAGGGCCGCUGGACGCUGACCCACUGGUCACCCUCUUCAGCGAGGACAGGGGCACCCGAGAUGCAAGGAGAGAGAAUACACUACAAGACCAGGAUUAACAGUCAGACUGCAAUAUGUGGUGUGUGUGCUCACACCAAUGGUCGAUCCUAUGAAGUGCUCACUGCUCAGUAUUGUGUUUUGGUCAUUUUGUUAACGUAAUAUUCAAGAUGUGAUACUGCCCGAGGGAUAUGUUGUUAAGUGAAGACAAAUCAUGUACUGUGCAUUUAUUUUAUUUGAUAUGUUUUUGUAAUGCAAAUGAAGGUUGAGUUUUAUCGUGAAGCUUCUCUUCAUCAAUUAAAUGACCUCACAGAGUUAGGAAAAGAGAAUGCACGCACACACAGAUACUGCUAGAGCACCAGAAUCCACUGUGUUCCCUUGGCCUCCACGCAGCAGACGUCCUGAUGGGGCCAAGCUAUCUUUGACGUCUGAUUUACGUUCACUAGAGGCCGGAUACAUACGAGUGGACAGUCUGCUAGUGUCCUUAAACCAUCCGGCCCCAAGCCAACCUUGCUAACUGUAGCCGCUCGCUUACAAUCACGUUUGUUGAACAAAGCAGCCCAGAGGUUGAUGAGGUUUAUGGGUUCAUUCAUCUUUCCACUGCAUGGGUAGCACAACAUUAUUAUUUUAGAAUUUGUCAGAUAACUUAUUUUAAAGAAAGUAUGAAAAAAAACAACUGCCGUUUUAUUUUUGUAGCAUUGCCUCGCUCUGUAACUUUAACUCUGUAAAUUGAACAAACUGUCUCUAGAAAUGACAUUGUUAAUAUUGGACAUAAUAACAUACAAAGUGUAAAGGUGCAACCUGUCAUUUUUUUUUAUUUUUUACUUGCACUUUUAAUGGUUUUGUUAUUUGUUUGCCCUUGUUUUAAAUUGUUUUAAAUUUGUAAAGUAUCCUUGAGUGACCUGAAAGGCGCUGUUAAAUAAAAUGCAUUAUUAUUAUUAUUAUUAUUUGUUAAAAACAUUCAAAGAUUAACUACAAUUUUCCACAGAAUGUAAAGAAUGUAGAGUUUUGACGUGAUGUCAAAGACCGCUAUGUAUUUUGCUGCAGAGAUAUUUACUGAAGGUAACCACUGGCGCCCAUACUGUCUGGUGAUAUCACGUGAACCUCAAGAGGGGACUCACUGCAGCGUCCAGACGGCCCUCAGGCCAACAUGAGAGGAUGGAGGAAGGGCUUAUCUGACCUCUGGUCAAUCAUGUCAGAAGUACCCUGAAAAAAAUAAUUCUGGCUCUAAAUAAGCGAAUCACUUGAAGGAGAACAGAUGACUGUUAACAGUAAGCUGUACUCUUUAUUCAGUCAAGUGAUGCGUUACAGGGGGCAGAGGAAAAGUGGGGAGGAGGAGGGACCAAAGAUAUUUGGAGGCACUGUGCAUUUCCUUGAAAUCCCAACUUGACAAAGACGCAGGCCCUAUUUUGUGGACUUAUCCGACAGUUGGCCAAAUCCUACACGUUGCACCAUUUUGCAUAGGACCUUGUUUUGAAUUACAAUGAUCACAUUCAUUUAAUUCGUUUUACAUUUUAAAUAAUAAUAACAUUUUAGGAAAUUGAACUGAGCUUUCUCUUUACAGUUCAGUUGACAGUGGGUUUUGGGGGCAGGGAUGCCC